Orycteropus afer afer is the source of this 1527-nucleotide messenger RNA. RefSeq names its product 3-hydroxy-3-methylglutaryl-CoA synthase 2 (gene HMGCS2). Gene Ontology annotation, cellular component: mitochondrion. Lineage: Eukaryota; Metazoa; Chordata; Mammalia; Tubulidentata; Orycteropodidae. Gene Ontology annotation, molecular function: hydroxymethylglutaryl-CoA synthase activity. The record is from RefSeq and is a predicted model, not a curated record. The coding region runs from base 1 to 1527 and encodes 508 amino acids. The transcript has 9 exons. Gene Ontology annotation, biological process: acetyl-CoA metabolic process.
AUGCAGCGACUGUUGACUCCAGUUAAGCGGGUCUUGCAAGUUAAAAGAGUCCUGCAGGAAGCUGCCCUCACCCCUGCUCGCCUCCUCCCAGCAACUCACCAGUGGUUUUCUACGGUGUCUGCUGUUCCCUUGGCCAAAACAGAUACCUGGCCAAAGGAUGUGGGCAUUCUUGCCCUGGAGGUCUACUUCCCAGCCCAAUAUGUGGACCAAACUGAUCUGGAGAAGUAUAACAAUGUGGCAGCAGGAAAGUACACAGUGGGCUUGGGUCAGAACCAAAUGGGUUUCUGCUCAGUCCAAGAAGAUAUCAACUCCUUGUGCUUGACAGUGGUGCAGCAGCUGAUGGAGCGCACACAGAUCCCAUGGGAUUCUGUUGGCCGGCUGGAGGUGGGCACUGAAACCAUCAUUGACAAGUCCAAAGCUGUCAAAACAGUGCUCAUGGAGCUUUUCCAGGAUUCUGGGAACACCGACAUUGAGGGCAUAGAUACCACCAAUGCCUGCUACGGUGGCACUGCCUCACUCUUCAAUGCUGCCAACUGGAUGGAGUCCAGUUCCUGGGAUGGUCGCUAUGCAAUGGUGGUCUGCGGAGACAUCGCGGUCUAUGCAAAUGGCAGUGCUCGCCCCACAGGUGGGGCUGGAGCUGUGGCAAUGCUGGUGGGGCCCGAGGCCCCUCUGGCCCUUGAGAGAGGGCUUCGAGGAACCCACAUGGAAAAUGUAUAUGACUUUUACAAACCAGACCUGGCUUCAGAGUAUCCGGUUGUAGAUGGGAAGCUUUCCAUUGAAUGCUACUUUCGGGCCUUGGAUCGAUGUUACUCAUUUUACCGCCAAAAAAUCCAGAAGCAAUGGAAGCAAGCUGGUAUUGACCGACCUUUCAACCUGGAAGAUUUCCAGUUUCUGAUCUUUCACACACCCUUCUGCAAGUUGGUCCAGAAAUCCUUGGCACGCCUAAUGUUCAAUGACUUCCUCUCAGCCAGCAGUGACAUACAAAGCAGCCACUAUAAGGGGCUAGAGGCCUUCAGGGGUCUAAAGCUAGAAGACACUUACAACAACAGGGAUGUGGAUGCAGCAUUUCAAAAGGCCUCGCUGGACAUGUUCAACAAGAAAACCAAGGCCUCCCUUUACCUCUCCACACACAAUGGGAACAUGUACACCUCAUCCCUCUAUGGGUGCCUGGCCUCGCUUCUCUCCCUCUACUCUGCCCAAGACUUGGCUGGCUCUAGGAUAGGUGCCUUCUCCUAUGGCUCUGGCUUGGCAGCCAGUUUAUUUUCACUUCGUGCUUCCAAGGAUGCUUCUCCAGGUUCCCCACUUGAGAAACUGGUGUCUAGUGUAUCAGAUCUGCCAAAUCGCCUAGCCUCCAGGAAGCGUGUAUCUGCUGAGGAGUUCACAGAAGUAAUGAACCAGAGAGAGCAGUUUUGCCACAAGGUGAAUUUCUCACCCCCUGGUGACACCAACAGCCUUUUCCCAGGCACUUGGUACUUGGAGCAGGUGGAUGAGCUGUAUCGCCGCAAGUAUGCCCGGCGUCCCUUCUAA